Molecule: messenger RNA, 2993 nt
Organism: Elaeis guineensis (African oil palm)
Lineage: Eukaryota; Viridiplantae; Streptophyta; Magnoliopsida; Arecales; Arecaceae
Product: homeobox-leucine zipper protein ROC8
Biological process (GO): regulation of DNA-templated transcription
Molecular function (GO): DNA-binding transcription factor activity, RNA polymerase II-specific; lipid binding; DNA binding
Source: RefSeq, a predicted model, not a curated record
UCGGGGGGGGAUCCACACGGAUUGCUGCCGAUAUUUCCGGUGCCAGCAGCGCCGGUUGCCGAAUUUGGCCUCGCCUGGAGCCCGAACCCAGAUAAGAUCCCAGCGAGACAGGGGAGGGAGGGAGGAACGUGGUCGAUAACGACAAAGCUCCCAACGCGAGUGAUGCCACUCCACCGAGCCUCUCGCUGGGCAGCAGCACCACAGUCUUAACUUAGGAUUCGCCUAUGUAUAUAUAAGGCUGGAUGGGUCCUGGAGGACGCCCUCUAGAGUAUUUUGGGACCGCAGUGGACAGUGUUUCUACGAAAAGGAGCGACUUUUCGAGGCGGACGAGGCCGAGGAGAUGGAUUCCGGAGAUGAGCCAGAGACGCCCGAGCAGCAGGGCAGGAAGAAACGGUGCCACCGGCACACACCGAAACAGAUUCAAGAGCUGGAAGCGAUGUUUAAGGUGUGCCCCCACCCGGAUGAGAAGCAGAGGAUGCAGCUGAGCCGGGAUUUGGGGCUGGAGGCCCGCCAGAUCAAGUUCUGGUUCCAGAACAGGAGGACUCAGAUGAAGUCGCAGCACGAGAGGGCCGGUAACUGCGCGCUCCGCGCCGAGAACGACAAGAUCCGUUGCGAGAACAUCGCGAUGAAGGAGGCGCUCAAGAACGCCAUCUGCCCCUCCUGCGGUGGGCCGCCCACCAAUGAAGACUCCUAUGUCGAUGAGCAGAAGCUUCGGAUGGAGAACGCCCGGUUGAAGGACGAGCUUGAUCGUGUCUCAAGCUUUGCAUCUAAGUAUCUAGGAAGGCCUGUUACCCAACUUCCCUCAGUCCAGCCAAUGGCAAUGUCUUCACUAGAUCUGUCUAUGGGAGGUUACAGUAAUCCAGGGCCUAGCUCUUCCCUUGAUCUUGAUCUCCUCUCUGGAGGUUCAUCUACUGUUAUGCCAUUUCCUUUUUCUGCAGCAGUUUCGGAGAUUGAGAAACCUCUUAUGGUGGAUCUGGCCACCAGGGCAAUGGAAGAAUUGAUCAGGUUAGUACAGACUGAUGAGCCCCUCUGGGUGAAGGUUGGGCAUGAUGGGAGGGAGGUACUUCAUCUGGAAACCUAUGAGAGAAUCUUCCCGAGGCCAGGUCAUCAGUUCAAGUACGCAGAUCUCCAUACUGAGGCCUCAAGGGAUUCCACUGUUGUGAUUAUGAAUUCCAUAGCACUGGUUGAUAUGUUCAUUGAUGCAAGCAAGUGGGCGGAACUAUUUCCUACAAUUGUUUCUAAGACAAAGACCAUUGAAGUACUUUCAACUGGAAUUGCGGGUAGUAAGAAUGGGACAUUGAUAUUGAUGUACGAGGAACUACAGGUUCUUUCGCCAGUCAUCCCUACCCGUGAAUUCUGCUUCCUGCGCUACUGCCAUCAAAUUCAGCAGGGUUUGUGGGCAAUAGUUGAUGUUUCGGUGGACCACCACAGAGAGAAUCAGCUGGCCUCUCGGUCACGAAGGCUUCCUUCUGGCUGCUUGAUUCAGGACAUGCCCAAUGGCUAUUCUAAGAUAACUUGGGUUGAACAUGUGGAAAUCGAUAAGAAAAACCAGACCCAUCAACUUUAUAGGAAUCUAGUAGAUAGUGGAAUGGCAUUUGGAGCACAGCGUUGGCUCUCCACCCUACAGAGGAUGUGUGAGAGGUUUGCAUGCUUAACGGUGGCUGGGAUUUCGAGCAGGGACCUUGGAGGAGUUAUUCCCGGGCCUGACGGAAAAAGGAGCAUGAUGAAGCUUGCCCAGAGAAUGGCGAACAAUUUCUGUGCCAGUAUUACUGCAUCCAACAACCACGGCCACAAAUGGACCAAUCCCUCAGGAUUAACUGAUGUUGGCGUCCGUCUCACUAUUUACAGAAGCUCAGGUCCUGCCAGCCUCCCCACUGGCCUCAUCCUCGGUGCAGCAACCUCUAUAUGGCUACCUGUACCAUCACAGAGGGUUUUUAGUUUCCUCAAAGAUGAAAAAACUCGAGCUGAGUGGGAUGUUCUCUCGAAUGGCAAUUCGGUGCAGGAGGUGGUGCGUAUUACCAAUGGUUCGCAUCCAGGGAACUGCAUUUCUCUACUUCGUGCUCUCAAUCCUGCACAGAGCAACAUGUUGAUACUCCAAGAGAGCUGCAUCGAUGCAUCUGGCUCACUUGUAGUCUAUGCUUCCAUCGAUCUACCGUCCCUCAACGAUGUGAUGAGUGGCGAAGACCCAUCAAAGAUACCACUUCUGCCAUCAGGCUUCGCCGUAUUACCCGAUGGACAACCCAUGGGGGGAGGGGCCUCCACCAGCUCAAAUCCGAUGGGAGUUGCAUCAGGUUCGCUGGUCACAGUUUUAUUUCAACUCCUUGCGAGCAGCUCGCCAUCUGCUAAACUGGAUAUUGAGUCAGUGACAACGGUCACUCAACUUAUAAGUACCACAGUACAGCAAAUGAAGGCUGCCUUGAACUGUCCCGGUAUAUAAUAGUUGGAAAAGAAUGCAUUCCUUUUCACCCCCACCUACCACCGUCCUCCUUAACUGCAGCAUUUCUGAUGGUCUUGGAGGGCUCUUGAAGUUAGGCAUUUAAGAAGGGAUUUAUGUAGCUCUUUUCUUUUAUUUUUUCCCCCUCCUUUCUUUCUAUUGGUUGGCCUUGAAUGCUUCCACCCAAAGCUAGUACUGGGAUUUCAAAUACUGCUGCUGCUGCUGCUGCUGCUGCUGAUGCCAGCUUCAAUACAGCUCAAAAUUUUUACAGGAACCAGUCAGACUUUUGAUCAGUCUUUAAAUAGGGGAGUCAAGAACGCACCAUUGCUGUCACUCAUCCUGUGCUGUCAUGACUAUUGCUUGGCCUUCAGGUCCUCCUUUUGGUCUGCUUCACUUCUUCCCUCCUCCAUUUUGGUCCCAUUCUCAGCUUCUUUCAUGCAGCAAGGGGUAAUGGUUCGGGUAUUGACUUCUGUCGAUGAACAUUUAUCAUGAGCAUUUACUUUUGGAAAAACCAAAAAAAUUAAAUGAUAAAAUGACUCUCUUUAUUGCAUUGGUGUUA